This is a messenger RNA of Lathyrus oleraceus (garden pea), 1508 nucleotides long. RefSeq names its product IAA-amino acid hydrolase ILR1-like 4. The record is from RefSeq and is a predicted model, not a curated record. Gene Ontology annotation, molecular function: IAA-Ala conjugate hydrolase activity. Lineage: Eukaryota; Viridiplantae; Streptophyta; Magnoliopsida; Fabales; Fabaceae. The coding region runs from base 122 to 1450 and encodes 442 amino acids. The transcript has 5 exons. Gene Ontology annotation, cellular component: endoplasmic reticulum. Gene Ontology annotation, biological process: auxin metabolic process.
AUUUCUUUUAACACUCACAUUGUGCUUCUUUAAAUUCUACAAUGUAUUAAACAAAUGUAAACCGAUAUAUUAAAUCCAGAUGUUUAUAUUCAUAGUAUAAUUCUACUCACCAAAACAAACCAUGACUUCUUCUUCCUUCAAAUUCAAAUGUUUCCAAUAUUUUUUCAUCAUCAUAUUCAUGUUACAUGUCUAUGCUGCAACAUCCAUUUUGUCAUCAUCACCGGACAAUUCUUCAUUCAACAAUUUUCUAGAAAUUGCCAAGAGCCCUGAGGUCUUUGAUUGGAUGGUCAGUAUCAGAAGGAAGAUUCAUGAGAAUCCUGAAUUGGGUUAUGAAGAAUUUGACACAAGUGAACGGAUAAGAUCAGAAUUGGAUAAAAUGGGUAUACCUUAUAAACAUCCAGUUGCAAUCACUGGUGUCAUUGGCUUCAUAGGAACUGGAUUGCCUCCUUUUGUUGCUUUAAGAGCUGAUAUGGAUGCUCUUCCCAUUCAGGAAAUGGUGGAGUGGGAGCACAAGAGUAAAGUAGCUGGAAAAAUGCAUGCUUGUGGACAUGAUGCUCAUGCUACAAUGCUACUUGGUGCUGCAAAGAUUCUCAAACACCAUGAAAAAGAAAUACAAGGAACAGUUGUUCUUGUUUUCCAACCAGCAGAGGAAGGAAGUGGAGGGGCUAGGAAAAUUGUAGAAUCUGGAGUAUUACAAAAUGUUACUGCUAUCUUUGGACUGCACAUUGCUCCUGAACUACCCGUAGGAGAAGUGGCCUCUAGGUCUGGUCCAAUAUUGGCAGGAGGUGGCCGCUUUGAAGCAAAAAUAAGUGGAAAAGGAGGUCAUGCUGCCAUUCCUCAUCACUCUAUAGAUCCCAUUUUGGCAGCUUCCAAUGGGAUUAUUAGCUUGCAACAGCUUGUUUCUCGUGAAGCCGAUCCUUUAGAUACACAGGUUGUGACAGUUGCAAAGUUUCAAGGAGGUAGUACAUUCAAUGUCAUUCCAGAUUAUGUCACAAUCGGUGGCACCUACCGAGCUUUUUCUAAACAAAGCUUCGACCAACUGAGACUGCGGAUUGAACAGAUUAUUGUUGGGCAGGCUGCUGUGCAUAGGUGCAAUGCAACUGUGGACUUCCUUGAUGAAGUGAAACCUAGCUAUCCUCCAACGGUAAACGACGGUGACUUGCAUGAGCAUUUUGUGAAUGUUGCAGUGAGUAUGCUUGGUAUCAAUAAUGUUAAGAGUGCCAUGACACCAGCCAUGACAUCUGAAGAUUUUGCAUUCUAUCAAGAGGUCAUACCUGGUUACUUCUUCAUACUUGGAGUGAAGAAUGCUUCUCAUAAACGGUUUCAGCCAUCAUUACACUCACCUUAUCUCCAAAUCAAUGAAGAUGGACUCCCAUAUGGAGCUGCACUUCAUGCAUCAUUAGCUUCCAGUUAUCUUCUAAAACAUCACCAUCAUGUACAUGGUGUUUGAGAAUAAAAUAUCAUAUGAUGAAAUAUAAAUCUUAAUAAACUCAUUAGUCUUCUCUUUA